Messenger RNA from Physella acuta, 1542 nucleotides. RefSeq names its product von Willebrand factor D and EGF domain-containing protein-like. Lineage: Eukaryota; Metazoa; Mollusca; Gastropoda; Physidae. The record is from RefSeq and is a predicted model, not a curated record.
GAACGCUGCCUGAACAAAACAACAAACAUAAGAUUCGAAAAAACUUACGAUGAAAACUACGUUAUUAAAUGUGAAAUAUUGAAGCCAAAGCUUGUGAGUACUGUUCGCCACACUUAUCGACUGUAUGCAGUGAAUAGUUCAGAAGUGUUGAGUGAAAAGAAAUUCGACACUCACACCGAUUCACAUUACUUCAAACCUGAAGAUCUGAAAGAAGGACUAGCAGGAAAGCACCUGUACUGCUCCUACCAGUACACAGACGCAUCAACGGGUGUGAGUUGUAAAGAAGUUAGAAGUGAAAACACUCUCGAAAUGGGAUAUGUUUGCCCAGAGAAAAGUGCUAAUGUGAUGGAUUCAGGGGCCAAUUUGACGAUGGCUCUAUUAGGCCCGCAAGAGUUUUAUUGCAUCAACAACGGCACCACAUGCCCAGUCACUGCAACCAUCAAGUUCAGAAACAACCUCAUGCCUUGCCGUACAAUGUCCUCGUCACCUGAAUCGACCGCAACCAAUGGCCUAACUCCAGCGCUCCUGGUAAAAGACAGCUGUACAUCGCAGUUCAGUCAGACAAACUGGAAGUCUGGCAUCGACGUCGAGUUAUUCAAGAACGCCAAUACUUUCGUUGGAAAACAAAGUGCUCAGAUCACGGUAGAGGCACACUUUGAAAUGCUGCAAGGGACAAAACUAGAAAGUCUUAAGACAUGUCAUCCAGUAACAAUGCGGUUUCACCAAGAACAGAUACCUCCAGAAUCGUGUUGGUCUUACACAGAUCCCCACAUCCGAACAUUUAGUUUCAUCAGUAUCACUUCCAUGGCUCCUGGAAACUACCUGAUGUAUAAACAUCAUUUUACGGACACUGAGGUACAUACCAGACAACGCCAAUGUAUUGAAUAUAUCGAUGAUAAGGAAAUUGGUUGCAACCAGGCAGUGUCAAUCAGGUCGAGAAAUAAUGUGGUCGUGUACGAAGUAAACGACGGCCUGUUAAAAGAAAAAAGACUUAUGAAUGACACUUUGGUACCAAUAAACAUAAAAACCGUAAGAACAGAACGCAGUUAUGAGGUGCAUCUCUCCAACGGGGAUGUCGUCUAUGUGUGGCUAGAAAAAACAAAAUUUUCUCUGACAGUAUACAUUUUGUCAUUAACAGCAAAUUUGAACAACAUUGAAGGGUUCUGCAGCUUAAAGAAUCAAGCUACGGCAACAAAAGAUAUAGAAGCUCUAAGAGUUCCUGAUAACACAGCAGCAAAUUUUGAAUCCAUACAGAAACGGACAAAAUCUGCUGGUUUAAGAAAAUACUGCAAAUGUGGAGAAGGCACCGAAAAUUGUUUAGAUACCUUCCAGUAUUAUCAUUGUGAACAUCCUUAAAAAAUGUAACUGGAUUUUCUCUGAUUCUUGCAUUUCUCUAUUUACCUUAGAGUUAUGAAGUUUUUUUUGUGCAUAAAAUAUGUAAUUGAAUUUUCUCUGAUUCUUGCAUUUCUCUAUUUACCUUAGAGUUAUGAAGUUUUUUGUGCAUGAAAUAUGAAACUGGUUUUUCUCUGAUUCUUGCAUUUC